GAACUUGUGGAAUAUAAUAAAUGGUUGCUAAGAGACAUAAGAAAAGAGUUUUCAGGAAGCACUCGUCAUUCUUUCAGAAAAUAUCUGGCUUCCUCAGGACAUUUGAUAUUUAUGGAAAGAACAUUGUUUUGACUUAUAAUGGGGAGGAUAAGUACACUACCCUCAUUGGUGGGGUCACGUCUAUCUUAGUGAGCCUUAUCAUUCUUACCUACGGGACAUAUCUAGCACUGCUGCUGAUUAAUAAGGAUAACACUAGAUUUGCCAGGGCUUCAUUGCUAAAUGACUUGUAUUCCAACACUGAUUUGCACAAGCCAGCUGCUCAUUCUUAUGAAAUUGACACAGGCCAUUCUCAAUUCGAUCUUGCAUUUAAAUUCGAAGCUGGAGAUAUUAACCUGGCCAAUGAUCCAUCAGCUUUUGUGCUUACUAUAAAUCAUGUCAUGCAAGAAUGGGUGACUGAAAAUGGGAUAAGGACUACCAAGAGGACUUACACGAAUAUAGAAUUUCAGAAGUGAGGGUCAACCCAUUUAAACUAUAAAGACUUGGAUGAGAUAUACAGACUAGGAAUUGAUGACUAUUACUGCUUCAAGAAUAAGAACUAUUCCAUUGGUGGAAGCUAUUACUCUGAGAAAUAUAGUUAUCUUGAAAUGAAAUUAAGAAAGUGAACUGGAGACUCUUCAAACUGUAGAAAUGAUACUGAGCUUGUUGAUUUGAUCAAGAAAUCAAGAUUCUCAAUAGCCAUAGUAAACGCUAUUGUUAAUUUAAAGGAUUAUAAGAACCCGAUUCAGCACAUGAUCGACGAUGGAUUGUAUUGGGAAUUAAUCCCGAAUUUUCGUAAAAAGACAGAUAUUUUCCUUCGCAAAAACGAGGCUUCAUUCGAAGAUAAUUAUGUCCAACUCGGUUUUCCUCAAGAGGCAGAAUUCUAUCAAGUAGCAGAGACUACAGAUAGGCUUGAGAGCGAAUCAACAGAAGGUGAUAUGCUAUCAAUCUACCUCCGAAUUGAUAAAAUAACAGACAUCUAUGAACGUCAGAUCUACUCCAUUGGUGAACUCCUUGGCCAAACAGGAGGCUUCUAUGGUGCCCUGAUCGGAUUUGGCUCUCUCUUCCUGACUAUCUUUUCUGAACGGCUCUUCGUCAGCUCAGUGCUGAGGAAGAUCUAUCAAAUAGACUCUUGGCAAGAAAAGGAGAUGCUUGAUAAGAAAUUGAGAGACCAGCAUUGGAAAGAGUACAAAAAUCAAUCCAUUCAGUAUAAGUCAGAUGGGAGAAAAGUAAAGAUCCCUAACACAGAAUCAGAGAAGUUCCAUUCUCAGACUUUCGGAGAUAUUAAGAGGCUAGACUAUUUUAAGAAAUAUCCUGGUCAAGAUCAGUUUCAGAAUGAUAUUCUUCAGAAGUGUGAACAGAGCAUGAGAGAGCGUAAAGUGUUCAAGUAUGGGUACAAAGAUAUCUUGCAUUACUUGCUCUGAUGAGCUUUUUGAAGGAGAAAGAGAUCGAUGAGGCUUAAGCCAGGAUUUAGAGAACACCUUUACUUUGAAAUUGGUCAAGAAAAGUUACUUGAUGAACUUGAUUGAAUAACUAUUAUUAAGGCUGUCAGGCAGCUCAAGUUAUUGACAGCAGUUUUGCUAAACAAACGACAAAAAUUCUUAAUGAAGUUCCAGCGCAACAAUGUCAUUGAUAGUUCAUCAUCUGGGACUUCUGAUGAAGGUCAAAUGAACAUCAUCGACCUGAUGGCCAGCAAGAACAAAUAAGCAUGUUGAGAUUGUCAACAAGAAGAUCAACAAAGUUAUUGAGAGUUUCUGAGACAAGCCAUUUCAGGAGAUUGACAAGAGAGUCCUCAGUGGAAUCAUGAAAAAACGAUUCUCAGAUUCAGAUGAUGGAAAAGUCAAUGAUGACUCUGCAGAGAAUAUUCGAUUUGAUGACACGCCUUCUCUGCAUAAAAGAAGUAACCUUAACUCAAUUCUUCCGUUGAAAAGCAGGUUUGAAACAGAAGAAUCAAUGGUGCAUCCUCAGAAAGCUUCACGUCGUGAUUUUGAUUUUGUAAAAUAUAAAAAGAAUUCUGAAGAGGAUCCUUUGUAAAGAAUGAUUCCGUUUUAUGAAUUCAAUUGACCUGAUUCA
Molecule: messenger RNA, 2109 nt
Organism: Moneuplotes crassus
Lineage: Eukaryota; Ciliophora; Spirotrichea; Euplotida; Euplotidae
Source: the annotation of a GenBank genome assembly